Messenger RNA from Rangifer tarandus platyrhynchus (Svalbard reindeer), 513 nucleotides. The record is from the annotation of a GenBank genome assembly. Lineage: Eukaryota; Metazoa; Chordata; Mammalia; Artiodactyla; Cervidae.
AUGGAGCGCCCCUCCGCCGAGAUGAGGAAGACCCUGCGGGAGGCGCGGUUGGGAGACAGAACCAGGUCUCACGUUCAGCUGUGUGUCCCCGGGGUGGGUUCGCUGCCUGCUGAGGCCGCCCCGUGUGUCGGGACAGCCCUGAGCGAGACAGUUCUUGCCGCCCUGAGCAGAUUUCUGUCCCCGUGUCUCGGGACUGCCAAGGGAGACGCGGAUGGGAGACACGGGGCUCCCUCGGCUCUCAGACCCCAGAACUCGGCCCCGGAGCCGGGGGCCCUCAGAUCCCGGGACGCGGCCCCGGAGGCGGGGGCCCUGAUGUGCUGUUUUCUGUGCGUCCCGGGGCCCACCGUGCAGUCAGGCCGCUUCCAGGCCUCAGGCUCCGUGUCCCUGAGCCGGUUCACUGCCUGCCCACCCCUCUGCGUCUGCCCAGCAUCCUUGUCCGUGCCCACCAGCGAGAGCGCCCCCAGGACCCCCUCCGUCCUCUCCCGUCGUCACCUGCUCCCUCCCCGCCCUUAA